AUGACAACAGUGGUGUCAUUGAGAGUACAAAGCAGGGGACAGGGCUUUCUUACAAUGAGUUCGUUUUCUCGUUUUGUUCUGGUUUUUGUGUCGAUUGUUUUGCUAGUUGAUGACGUAGUAUUUGCUAAUGUUAGGGAAGAUGAAGGGGAUAAACACUUAUUUGGUGGGCCUGGUCUUGGAGGGGGGAUAGGACAUGGGAUUUAUAAGAGGGGGUUUAGACCUGGUGGGCUUGGUGGAGGAUUUGGUGGUGGUGGAGGUGGGGGUCUAGGAGGUGGUGGUGGUCUAGGAGGUGGGGCUGGAGGAGGUUUUGGUGGUGGUGGUGGUAUAGGAGGUGGUAGUGGUGGUGGUCUUGGAGGUGGUGCUGGAGGUGGCUUGGGUGGUGGGGGUGGUCUAGGUGGUGGUGGUGGCUUAGGUCAUCAUGGAGGUCUUGGAGGUGGUGCAGGUGGUGGGCUUGGUGGAGGUGGUGGUUUAGGUAAUCAUGGAGGUCUUGGAGGUGGUGCAGGCGGUGGGCUUGGUGGAGGUGGAGGUUUAGGUCAUCAUGGAGGUCUUGGAGGUGGUGCAGGAGGAGGACUUGGUGGAGGUGGAGGUUUAGGUCAUCAUGGAGGUCUUGGAGGUGGUGCAGGAGGAGGACUUGGUGGAGGUGGAGGUUUAGGUCAUCAUGGAGGUCUUGGAGGUGGUGCAGGAGGAGGACUUGGUGGAGGUGGAGGUUUAGGUCAUCAUGGAGGUCUUGGAGGUGGUGCAGGAGGAGGACUUGGUGGAGGUGGAGGUUUAGAUCAUCAUGGCGGGCUUGGAGGUGGUGCAGGAGGUGGGCUUGGUGGAGGUGGUGGUCUAGGAGGUGGAGGUGGACUAGGUGGAGGAGCAGGUGGUGGUGGUGGUGGUGGUGGACUUGGAGGUGGAGCUGGGGGUGGACUGGGAGGAGGAGGAGGUGGUGGACUUGGUGGAGGAGCAGGAGGUGGUGGUGGAUUUGGAGGUGGUGCUGGUGGAGGAUUAGGAGGAGGUGCAGGUGGGGGUGGUGGAUUUGGUGGUGGUGGAGGAGGUGGUAUAGGUGGUGGUGCAGGUGCAGGAGGUGGCUUUGGAGCAGGUGGAGGCUUUGGUGCAGGUGGUGGAGGUGGCUUUGGUGGAGGUGGAGGCUUUGGUGGUGGCCACUAA
Molecule: messenger RNA, 1149 nt
Organism: Olea europaea var. sylvestris
Lineage: Eukaryota; Viridiplantae; Streptophyta; Magnoliopsida; Lamiales; Oleaceae
Product: glycine-rich cell wall structural protein-like
Exons: 2
Coding region: 1-1149 (382 amino acids)
Source: RefSeq, a predicted model, not a curated record